AUGCCCAUGACAGUCCCCACUUUAGAUACCUGGUUAACGUGGAGCCUUACAGAGCUGCAGCUUGGACACUUCCUUGACACUGACCCAUGGGGGAGGCCCCUGGAAAGGUACUCCAAAGGACGAAAAGGUCAAAUAUGUGGUGACUACAAAGGAAUUUUGGUGGUGCAUAAAGGUGAUGAGAAAUAUAUGCAAAAAGUGUACAGGUUGUCACAUGGGGCGGUCAGCAAGCAUGUAUGCAUGUUGUGCGAAGCAAGCAGUGAAGUUGAUUCGCCUUAUCUUUAUACCUUUCAUGGUAUGUCAGCCUGUCACCGGUCUACACGCCUGUCAACCUCCGAGUUCAUUGAGAAGGUGGUUGGAUUGCAGACCUUUGUUCGACUGCCGGGCUUUCAUGUGGACUUUAUCCAGCAUGAUUGGCUGCACGUUGUUGACUUGAGCUUGAUUCCAGAAUGUUCAGCUAGUGCGUUGGUUGAACUCGUUCGCGAAUCUGUUUGGGGUGGUGAAGGAACCCAUGUGGACCAAAGGCUACGUUUGGGUUACGUGGCUUUUAUCAAGGCUUGCAAGGCUGACAAGGUGAAAAGUCGAGGGGAAGCUGUUGUGCUGGCCAAGUGGUUGGCAAAGGUGUGCUUGGAUGUUGCGAUUCGCAACCCUGAUGAUGAGCAUGCACAGCUUCGGGCAUCGGUGUUUGUCAACUUGGUAGCAAUGAGGAGGGCCAUGUCAGCUCCCAACAAUGACCAUGUCAAGUUGCAUCCUGCGAAUCUGGUAGCCCUUCAAAAGGCAAAUUACCUGUUCCAUUGCGCUCACAAUUGGCUGGCAACCGAAGCGAUCAAGGAUGACAAAUUGUUGUGGAAAACCAGACCCAAGUAUCACAAGCUUGACCAUAUCGCCUACGACCAUGCACCACAACACAAUCCUCUUCACCUUGCUUGCUAUGUGGAGGAGGAUGGGGUGGGGCAAGUCAAAAGACUUGCUGCUAAAUCCCAUCCCAAACGACUAGGAGAACAGGUCCUAGCGCGAUACGCAGCAUAUAUUUGCUGCCGUUGGCUGAGGCAGCUCACGGAGUGA
This is a messenger RNA of Cladocopium goreaui, 1062 nucleotides long. Lineage: Eukaryota; Dinophyceae; Suessiales; Symbiodiniaceae. The record is from the annotation of a GenBank genome assembly.